Odontomachus brunneus is the source of this 2297-nucleotide messenger RNA. RefSeq lists its product as uncharacterized. The record is from RefSeq and is a predicted model, not a curated record. NCBI's taxonomy places the organism in Eukaryota, Metazoa, Arthropoda, Insecta, Hymenoptera, Formicidae. The coding region runs from base 35 to 1594 and encodes 519 amino acids. The transcript is spliced from 8 exons.
GCAGGCCAUAGGUUUCUUUGUAAAGCAGAUUACUAUGACUAUCCACUUCCUUCCUCAUCCAUUGGAAUUUUUAAGGUAUCACAUGUGGAUCCUGUUAAAAGCAUGUGUAGGUUGCAGGAUUUUUUUCAAAAAUGUGUUAUUUUACCUGAUGGAGACAGUUUUCUUUGCAUUCCUCUCCUUCACAGUGGUCCUCAGUAAAUUUUUGUAUUCUGUGGUAGAGUUUGUGUCUGACCCUGGAAAUGAUGAAGAGGAAAUCCUUGUGGAAGUUGUACCAACCAAAUGGAUUAGCGAGAAUAGAGAAUUCUGUUAUUAUCCACCACAUUCCAUGAGGGGAAAAUGUAUGAAGUUGGUGAUGAGUCUAGCGGACUAUGACUCGUCCGUCUGGAAACUUCUCCGCAUUACAUAUCAUCACAGUUAUUCUACUUUCAAUGUUGCCUUAAAAGCAAGAAACAAGGCUGUGAAGGAGGACACAGUUGCUGCAACAGAUGUUGAUACAGACUACAAUAAACCACGCAACAGAAAGCCGCCUAAACGCCUACUUUUAUCAGAUUCGGAGUCAGAUGAGGAACCGAGAGGAAAGAAACCUGUGGGAAGUCAUAUCAUUCCGGAACCCAGCUCAACUCUGCCCUUAAAUCUCAAAAGGUUACUCGAUAGUGCUAAAGCCAAAAAUUUAGCUAAGUCCAAGCAAAAAUGUUCUGUCAUUUCGAAGCUUUUGUUUGCCUCAUCAAAGAGAGAUACAACUCCUGUCCACCAAUUAUUACAGGAAGAGUCUGCACAGGCUGAAACUACUAAUGAUGAAAACUUAUCUGAGAUGUUAGAAGAAGAUAAUUGUUCUUUUUCCGAAUUAAAACAGUCAGUUUCUAAGAAUGAUAGGUCUUCUUUGAGAUCCACAAAGUUUUCUAACAAUUUUGAGCCAUCUAAAAUUGCGGAAGCGACUAACAUUUGUGAGCAAUCUCCAGAUUUUCAUGGUGUAAGCACACUAAAGUCUGAUCACAAUAAUUAUUUCAGAAUGAAUAAAAAAAAAGAUUUCUUAGACAGACCUACAUCAUCAAAAAGCUCAUCAGAAGAAUCACAGUCAUCAACAGGAUGCAGAAACUGCGGAUCAACUGGCAGUAAGCCUCCAGAUCAAGUACUCCUAAUAAAUUACAUGCAAGAAUUGUCAGCAAAGAUAGAUUGGCAGAAUAUUGGGAUUUCCCAAAUUUUGAACGAGUUGUUCCCCAAUAAUAAUGGUUUUGAUCGGCCUGAAGGGUUUCCUUCCUUGCCACUGGAAACUGAGGAAUCUCUUGCAAGCUUUAAUGAUCACUUAGAUGAUAAAAUAUUGUAUGGUCAAAUGCUCAAGUACCUGUUUUGGAAGGGGAAGGGAGAGACAACCUCUCUCUUCACUUACUCUAUUUUGUCGACCCUCCUUAGGAAUAAAUUGGCACGACUUAUUAGUUGGAAAGGUUCUGGAGGGAUCAAACUCAGUUUUGAGAAGUCCAAACUCAAAAAUCUAGUAGAAAGUGUUUGCUUGAAGAAGUUUCCUAACGUACACAUUUCUGUAUUUGAAGACCAUAUGAAACGAUGGUUCAAUACUUCCAUGCAACGAUCAGAUUAGAUCAAUUAGGUCUUUUGGGGUUUUUAUAGUUAUUUUUCACUGUAUAUGAAUUCCAUAAAAGCUUGUAUGUUCCAUGAAAACUUGCUGUGAUUCUCAUGAAUUCUAUUUGUCUUUUAUUUUUUCGUUUUAGUUGUUUUGCACAGUUUAUAUAUUUGUCUGCCUUUGAGGCUUUUAUUUUAGUUUCUUCUUUGAUUUAAAAAAAUUCAUGAUGUACUGCCAUAAUUUUGUGAAGUUUACAUAGUUUACAUAAUUUUGUUUAUUGAUGUUUUCAAGAAAACAAUGUCCUUCAAGUUAGGAAAGAUCUAUGUUAUCUCUUGUAUCCCUUGGUAAAGUAACAAGACUUCUCUAUAAUGUUCAAAUGUUUGAAAUGCAAAAUAUCUUUUAAGUUGAACUGUGCUUAUGUUUGAGAUUGAAUCUUCAACUCUUUCUGAAUCUUGUUGACAGAUGGCAUUUUGAGAUACUAUAUUUGGAGGACUUUUCAAUUUUUUUUUGCGUAUUCUGUAUGUCUUUAAGAGGACUGAUAUCCGUCCUCAGAGUUAAUAUAAUGUAAUAUAAAUAUAGCGUUUAUAUAUAUAUGCAGUUUAUAUAACAUAAUAUAGUUUUUAAUUUAGUUAUUAUUGAUAUAGUUUAUAUAAUAUUUCUUCUUGUGGAUAAAAAUAAUGUGUACUACAAAAGCACUAUAAUAAAAAGUAAUUGUAAUUUG